AUGGCUAAUGCCACUAUUGGUGAUGAUGACCCCUUCAACGCUAUCAGCAUCGACUACAGUAAAAAGAACAAAUUCUGGUAUGCGGAGAAUGGAAACAUAAAACACGGUGAUCCGAGUGAAAACGGCCUGGUAUACUAUGAAGCUUUGAAUUUCCCGCCGUUACUUGGCGUUUGGAUGGAUUAUCACCGUGGGGAGCAUAGGCCUAUCACUGGCAUCUACCCUAUGCCUUACGACAGCUACAAGACUCGGACUUCGGGAAGCGAUCUCAUAUUGCUGGGCAACAUUCUCGGCCCCUUCCUGUACACUUUUUCUGCAUUCUCCGUUGCGAGAAAACUCAUUUCUGAAAGAAAAGGAAGACUCCGUGAAGGUAUGCGUAUAAUGGGCCUCUAUGAUUUCCCAUACAACAUAUCGUGGUAUCUGUGGUAUGCCUCUUUUUACGUGGUAUUGUCCUUCAUCGUGGGGGCCCUGUCUUUGGUCGUCCUCCCAACAGUCAGCGCUCUCUGGCUUUUUCUCCUCGCCUUUCUGUACUUUCUCGCAUCGCUGUCGUUUGCCUUUGCGAUAUCGACCUUAUUUGAGAACCCCAAUACUGGCUCGACGUUAACUGCAGUGAUCUACUAUGUUCUUGCUAUAACGGUAUCAGUGCUUGACCGUGAAACGAGCAAGGGGGCCAUCAGUUUGCUACCGCAAUGCGCCUUCACUUUGGUAGUCCAGAACCUCGGUCAGCAGCUAUUCUUGGGCAUGGAGAGCCCAUCGGCUAGAUUAGCAUAUCAAAACUUCACCCUACUGCAAGGAUUGACCAUGCUCACCAUCGACUUCAUGCUGUGGACGUUAUUGUAUCUCUAUCUCGACCAAGUUGUCCCUCAUCAAUACCGCGCCACACGCAAAUUUUAUUUCCUGUUCACUCGUGGGUUCUGGCGAGAAAUGGCUGGUGAUGAGAACGAGGAGAGGUAUCGAGGAAUAACAGCUGAUCAUGUUCCUUGUGAGGCCAGUAGCGUUACUGUUGAUGAAGGAAUAGAAAAUCUCAAAGGUCAAUUCCUCCUGAUAUCCCAUUGUGUAGAGGUAUAG
Molecule: messenger RNA, 1065 nt
Organism: Perkinsus marinus ATCC 50983
Lineage: Eukaryota; Perkinsozoa; Perkinsida; Perkinsidae
Exons: 2
Coding region: 1-1065 (354 amino acids)
Biological process (GO): lipid transport; transmembrane transport
Cellular component (GO): membrane; intracellular membrane-bounded organelle
Molecular function (GO): lipid carrier activity; ABC-type transporter activity
Source: RefSeq, a predicted model, not a curated record